This is a messenger RNA of Sporisorium graminicola, 1098 nucleotides long. RefSeq lists its product as uncharacterized. Lineage: Eukaryota; Fungi; Basidiomycota; Ustilaginomycetes; Ustilaginales; Ustilaginaceae. The coding region runs from base 1 to 1098 and encodes 365 amino acids. The transcript has a single exon. The record is from RefSeq and is a predicted model, not a curated record.
AUGGCCGAGCUCAGACCGGGUAGUACACCCAAACGCACAGUAUCCUUCGGCCCUUCCGACACUGUGACGCUUCCAUCGUCGGACGAGGUAAGCUCAACUCUGCACACCAACGGCAUCGCACCUCUAUCGUCUUCACCGGGCUCAUCCAGCGCGCUCGACAACGGCGAGCCCAGCACUCCGCGCAACGCCGCCAACGCGUCGCCUCCCACCUCGAUGCUCAAAUCCGCCAUGAAGCCGGGCAAGGACCGCAAGCGGUUGCCGCCACCGGAACAGUAUCAGCACCCGGACCCGCUGCUGCGGAGGUUGCGACUCGUCGACGCAUACGGCGUGCCCGUGGACCUGCGCAAGACGUUCCGCGAUACCAAGGUCAUUGGAUUCUAUUUCGCCUCGCAAUGGGCGGGGCAGCCAUUGAAGGAGUAUCACUCGGCGAUUUCUGAUUUCUGCCGCCAGCAUCCGCACGAGUUCAAGGCGAUCUAUGUCAGCGUCGACGUCGACGAGCAGUGGUACAAGGCGGGAGUGAAAGAUAAGCCCUGGAUCUCGAUGGUGUGGAACGACGGGAGCAGCAUGCCUGCUGAACGUGCGGAUCGCACCGCUGCCCCUACAUCACCCGAUGGAGACCUAGAUGAACUCCCGCGUCUGUACAACAACGAAGACUUUUUGCUCGCCAACGAGCAGGACAUCGACGAGAGCCUCUCGCACACCGACAAGUCCGGCGAGGCCUACUUACGCCCCUUCUCGCGCGUUCACCUCGCGGCCAAGCUUAACAUCAUCGCCGCCCCCACGCUGUGCAUCUACCACGUCGAAUCGGGCAAGAUGCUCGAAUGGAAUGUCCGCAUGGGCCGACUCAGCUCGCAUCGCAGCAAGGACACAUGGGAAAAAUGGUGCAACGGCGAGAGCGCAUCGACGUUCAGCGUGAGCGAUGCGUUUGCCAUGGCACCGUAUUCGUUUUUGGUCGGGCUCCUGGCGCUGUUGUACUUUGCCUUCGUGAGGUUUGCAGGAGAGGAGUACAAUGUGCUGAGGAAGGUGCUGCACAGCUGGUUAGACGCGGCUCCCGGGGGCGGGUUGAAGGUCGUACCGAGUGGCGGGGUCGAAUUGUAG